Molecule: messenger RNA, 2553 nt
Organism: Penaeus vannamei (Pacific white shrimp)
Lineage: Eukaryota; Metazoa; Arthropoda; Malacostraca; Decapoda; Penaeidae
Gene: Vamp7
Product: Vesicle-associated membrane protein 7
Biological process (GO): exocytosis; vesicle fusion
Cellular component (GO): SNARE complex; membrane
Molecular function (GO): SNAP receptor activity; SNARE binding
Source: RefSeq, a predicted model, not a curated record
AUACAGUCCAAGUCAAAGUCUCGUCAACGUAUCUGGACAUGCAAAACAUAUGAUUUCAUCGCAGUAAACAAAGUGUUCGUUCGAGAGAAAGAGAAGACUUCUGUAACGCAAUUUCCCGACUCCCAUAGGCUUCUAAAUAAAUUCUGAGAUGCCCCUCCUCUACAGUGUCAUUGCACGGGGCACAACUGUCCUGGCCCGCUAUGCCACUUGUGCUGGGAACUUUGCAGAGGUUACGGAACAGAUCCUGACCAAGAUAGCACCAGGGGAGACCGGAAGGCUAACCUACUCUCAUGCCUCCUACCUCUUCCAUUACGUGGCACAGGAUGGAGUGGUGUACUUGUGUAUUACAGAUGAUGAAUUUGAACGACAGCGAGCUUUCCUUUUUCUCGAAGACAUCAAACAGAGGUUCCAAGCCACCUAUGGCAGCCGAGUUCACACAGCACUUCCCUAUGCUAUGAACAGUGAAUUUGCUCAGGUACUGGCCACGCAGAUGAAGCACUACACAGAGUCAAGGGACAUUGACAACAUCUCGCGCUUACAGGGGGAAGUCAGUGAUGUGAAGGACAUUUUAGUGAAGAAUAUUGAAAGUUUGGCCAGUAGAGGAGAGAGACUGGAACUACUUAUCAACAAGACGGAGAACCUCAAUACGUCUGCAGUAACUUUUAAGACCACGAGUCGAACCUUGGCACGAAGCCUAUGGUGGAAGAACGUGCGCAUCAUUUUAUUCAUAAUCUUAGGUGUAGGGGCAAGCAUCUAUAUAAUCGGAGCUAUGAUCUGCGGUCUAGCAUGGCAAAACUGCCCUGGACAGUAGAACAAAGUGUAUAGAACGGCAAAGGUGUCGAAGUCACCAAUUCCGCUGUUUUCACCAUAAAUAUUGUCUCAAAACUUCUGUGUGGGAACACUACCCUAUAUUUAAUAACAUGCAGAAACCUUCACUUAAGUUUUUUGAUAUUUAUAAAAUGAACUUGUAAUUCUCCAUGUGAGAGGGUCUAUCUACUACACCUACAUAGAGUAAUAACCAUGCUCUUAUUAACACACACACACACAUGCGUUUUUAUCUUGGCUGUCUUGAUUAUCCUUUUUAUAACAGUAAUGCCAAUAUUUUUCAUACAUGUCAUGAUCACUUUAAUGUAGGAUUUUUUUCUGAGGUAUGAUAUAAAGUAUAUAUUGAAGUCAUAUUUAUACUCUUUAGGAUAUAUUGUAAAUUUAUCCAGUAUUAUAGAUUUUCAUAGUUUUACUUAGAUAGGAUUCUUCAUUCUUCUUGUUUGACCAAGCCCCAACUCUUGCACUAGCAAGAUCUGUAGCUAGUAGAGUUUAUAGUGUGUGCUUAGGGUAUAUAUGUCUAUACUGGUAUGUGAGUGUACAGAGAGAAUCUCAGAAGAUGAGGGAUCUUUAUAGAAGGUGACCCUGAUGUGCUCCAUCAGACAAGUAUGGAUGUAUGGAUAUCUGUUUGUGCAUGUACUUCUCCUAGAAUGCUGUUUGAGUGGCAACUGCAGUUCAUUGAUUACCUCUGGCUACAUUGUUUUGAUUAGGACGAUUGUUAAUGCCACGGUUGCUAGAAUGAAUUUCUUGUGUGAAUACUGUUGUCCAAGUUUGGGACAAAAAGAUAGAUACAACAUAUAUAAUAUUACAAAAGUAAAAUGUAUACUAUGUCCAGAAGAAUAAUUUGUAUAUGUUUUUUUUUAUGUGAUCACAGCUAUUGUAAAUGUAAGUUUGAAAGGUUUCAUAAAUCUGGAAAAGAUUUUGGUGUGCUGAUUCAUCAAGAUAUUUUCUGUUGGAAAAUAUAUGUUGACUACAUUUUAAAAACAUUUAAGUGAUUAGAAUACAUUUUCAUUGUGCUGUGCAUGCUUAUAUACUGCAUUAUCAUAUAUAUUUUUUUAAGUUAUAUUUUCUGUGAUAGUGUCCAUAACAGUUAACCUAGGAUUUUACAAUAAGCUUUACAUAUUGGAUUUGAAAAUAAACUUUACAUUGAGUAUAUGAUCACUUUAAUUUUUUUUCUAAUUCGCUUUUUUCUGUAUCUGUGUCUGAAAUUCUUUGUGUUUAAUUUUCUAUCAAUAUCACAUUAGAAAAUCUGAGCAACCACAUUCAAUCUCAUAGAUGCUGCAAUAAGAUUAAUUUGUGUCUUAUUGAUUGAAAAGAAUUCUUCCAGCAAUUUUAUAAAUUAAGCAUAACAUUAAGAGAACCAAGUUAUGAAUUGCUGAAUCUAUACAACAUGUGAAAGUAACCAGUAACUGAAAUUCAGGAGCUCCAGAUAUGUCAAAAGAUGAUGUCAAGCACCGUCUGUCGAAUGCUUCCCUUUUCAUGCUUGUGUAAUUUUACAGAAUCCAGAAGCUGAUUCCUAAAAGUGCCUUAUUAAGAUACAUUGCAAUUUAUUCCAAUAAGGAUAGCUUAUAUACGCAUUGAAUUUAGUACGGAUUAUAUAGUAUAUGCAUUUCAGCACGAUUCUUCCUCUACAAUUUUCUUUUUUUCACCAUGUACUUUGUGAUAUCUUUGGUCAUGACAUUGUGUGUAUGCUGUAAUUUUUUGUGUAUAUAUAAGAAUUUCUUGAUUAAA